GGUUCCUGUCAAAAUGGCGGAUCGUAGGAGGCAGCGCGCUUCGCAGGAUAGCAGCGAAGAGGAUGAGUCCGAUUCGCCGCCUGGAAGCGCAGGUUCUUCACCGCAGAGCGGCACUCACCGCUUUGGCUUAGCCGGAGCGGCAAGCACCGGGGAUGCUACUGCUGGUACUGAAAAUGUGGAGGCGCCGGUGACGGUUGGAGGUAGCCCGGCCGACUCGGAGUGUGAAAGUGAAGAUGGCAUAGAAGGAGAUGCUGUACUGUCUGACUAUGAAAGUGCUGAGGAUUCUGAGGCUGAGGAAGGAGAAUACAGUGAAGAAGAAACAACUAAAAUGGACUUAAAGCGGGACAGAAAUGACACUGAAUUGAGAACAAAAGCAGACAAAGGGGAUGAGAAACCAGAAUCAAAAGGCACAGUUGCAGGUGAAAGGCAGAGUGGGGAUGGGCAGGAAAGCACUGAACAAGUUGAAAACAAAAUUGGUAAAAAACUUCCUAAGCAUCUAGAUGAUGAUGAAGACCGGAAGAACCCAGCAUACAUACCUCGUAAAGGUCUUUUCUUUGAACAUGACCUCCGUGGACAAACCCAGGAAGAGGAAGUCCGACCAAAAGGUCGCCAGCGUAAAUUGUGGAAAGAUGAGGGACGAUGGGAACAUGACAAGUUUCGAGAAGAUGAGCAAGCACCAAAAUCCAGACAAGAGCUAAUUGCUCUUUAUGGCUAUGAUAUCCGCUCUGCACACAACCCUGAUGACAUCAAACCCAGGAGGGUGCGCAAACCAAGAUUUGGGAGUCCACCACAGAGAGAAUCCAAUUGGUCCAGUGAACGACCAAGUAAGCCACCACGACAUCAGAGUCUAGACAGUACUUCUGUGGCACCUCGGACAUUCAUUAAUCGAAACUCCGCAGGGACAGGAUGGAUGGCCAGCCCAAGGGCAUUCCCCAAACCUAGUGGCUAUAAAGAUACUCGCCCAAGUUAUCGAGCUGUGGAUGUAAAUAGUCAACAUGCACCUCGCUUCAGUGAACAGUCAAAGCCUGAAAGCAGUUACCGGGCCAGACGAUCAGAUCCAAUCCCAGCAAGAGAGCCUUCUCCCAAAUCUGAGAUACCACCUAUUCAAAACAGCCCUGUUAAAAAAGAAGUAGUAGUUUUGGAAAAUCAAACUCCACCUGCAGAUAUUCUACAGACACAGCCAGAUAGGCCUGUGGAAAAAAAAUCAUAUUCUCGGGCAAGGAGGAGUCGGAACAAAGCAAGUGAGACAGGAAAAUUGGCAGAUGAAGUUCCACCUCCAUCAGAAUUGAUACCGGCACCAUUAAAAACUGCUGAUAUUAUACCAUCACCUUCUUCUGCAAAGACUGCUAAUUGGGAGGUACCUGUUGAGGCAAAUCUGGAUGGUCUUGAACAAGACAUGACUCAGUUGAAUAUGACAGAACAAAACUGGAACCAAGGGCAGCCCCAGUUCAUACCACCACAGGGUUUGCCUAAUCAGAUGCACAUUGGAACAGCCCCACCCCCUCAAUUCAACAGGAUAGAAGACAUGGGGGUUCAAGGUGGGCGUGCAAAACGCUACUCAUCACAGCGUCAGCGGCCUGUCCCAGAACCUGCUCCACCAGUCCAUAUAAGCAUAAUGGAAGGGCAUUACUAUGAUGCAUUACAGUUCCAAGGUCCAAUUUAUACACAUGGUGAAAAUCCUACUCCACUUCCUCCUCAAGGGGUGAUUGUUCAACCAGAAAUGCAUCUUUCACAUCCAGGAUUGCAUCCACAUCAGGCACCUGCACCUCUGGCUAAUGCUGGCUUAUAUCCUCCUCCUGUCUCCAUGCCUCCUGGGCAGCAGCCACCACCACCACCACCACCACCACAACAGCUGUUAGCACCAACCUACUUUCCCCCUCCUGGAGUAAUGAAUUUUGGCAAUCCCAGUUACCCCUACCCUCCAGGAGCACUUCCACCUCCCCCACCUCCCCACCUGUAUCCAAACACUCAAACCCAGUCUCAGGUGUAUGGAGGGGUCACCUACUACAACACAGUUCAGCAGCAAGUGCAGCCCAAACCUUCUCCACCCCGAAGAGCCUCCCAGCCAGUCACUAUCAAGCCACCCCCUCCUGAGGAUGGCAGACAUGAAAAAUCCAAAGAAAGGAACAACAUUUAGAGAAUUCUGCAUCUUGCUGAUUUCAGUAGAGUCCCAGAGCUGGCCCUGUGGAAGAUAGAAGACAGCUCCUUUGUGGAAUCUUUCCUCUCUUUUCCCUUGGUAAUGAAUGAUGCCCAGGGGUGCAGAUACAUCUGCUAGGCCAGGCCAUAUCAGUAUUAACUCUGAGGCAAGAUGUCUAUCAGAAGGGUAUCAGCAAAAUCAGAUAUCUUUGAAGUUCCCCUUUUUUUCUGGUGUAUUGUUCUUUGGAAGAUAUAUGUGUUCAAUGACAGUGAAGUUCUACUUUAUUCCUUUCUAAAUGUGAUGGUUUUUAAGUGUCAAGCUAAAUCUAUUCAGCAAAUUCCUUACGUUCAUUUCUCACUCGAUGUACCUGUCCCUGCUGUAUUUCUGUUCUGUUUGACUGGUUUGUUAGCUUGAGUUAUAUGAAUUUGUUUUCCUUGGCUAUGUUUCUUUUCCAACAAUAUAAUUUUAAAAUAAAAUACACUUUUACAUGUGCAAGAUUAUGCAUUUGGAUAGCUAAUGCCCUACAAUAGCCUUCAAAGAUAGACAUUUCAUGCUCAAAACAGUCUCUGGUGCAUUGUUAUAAGGCAAAAGGGGUAUUUGUUCCUUGUAUAGCACUCUUCGUUCUUUAAAACUCUAAAUCACUAUUUC
This is a messenger RNA of Protobothrops mucrosquamatus (brown spotted pit viper), 2785 nucleotides long. RefSeq names its product CASC3 exon junction complex subunit (gene CASC3). The coding region runs from base 14 to 2137 and encodes 707 amino acids. NCBI's taxonomy places the organism in Eukaryota, Metazoa, Chordata, Lepidosauria, Squamata, Viperidae. Gene Ontology annotation, molecular function: mRNA binding. Gene Ontology annotation, biological process: mRNA processing. Gene Ontology annotation, cellular component: exon-exon junction complex. The record is from RefSeq and is a predicted model, not a curated record. The transcript has 13 exons.